CCCAGAUGCAACCUUCAAUGCAUCCAGCAGUCUCGUGUGGCACCCGUAAUAGUGUCCAGCUGUGUUACACCCUUUAGCAAACAACACACUUUGUCGUGCAGUGCACCUGAUAUCUUGUUUGUUUGUUUUUGUUUUUUUAUUUAUUCAAUAGAAAUUUUAUAUUUUUUAUACCACAUGGAUUUUAUUUUCCAUCUUUGUUCUCAUUUAUUGUUUUAUAUUAUUUUUUUACACAAUAAAUUUUUGUGAUAUAAUAUAACAUUAUUUUAAAAUAAUAUAAUUUAAAUAAUUUUAUAAAUUGAAUUGAAAAUUUAACAAAAAAAAACAUCGCUCUUUUUGUUUAUUUAUAAUUACUUUUUAAAAAUAAAAUAAUUUAAAUAAUUUUAUCAAUUCAACUGGUGAUUUAAAAGAAUAAUAAUUUUUUUUUUUAAAUCAUCAGUUGAAUUUGCAAAAUUAUUUUAAAAUAAUAUAAAAUAUAAUAUAUUAUUUUGAAUAUCAAAUAUAUUUUUAUUCAUUAUUUAUUUUAUUCAUUUAUAUUUGUAUUUUUUUAUCAAAAAAAAAUUUGCAUUGUUUUAUUGAAUUUUAAAAAAAUAAAUUUAUCAAUAAUUGUUUUUUAUAAAUAUAUAUUUUAUAUUUAUAUUUUAUUAUCAAAUUUAAAAUAAUAAUAUAUUAAAAUUGAAGAUUGAAGGAUGUAGAUAAAAUGAUUAUAUUUUGCGGUGAUAAAAUCAAUAUUUGUAUAUAGAGUGAUAAUCACAAUCGAUGUAUUAUGACGAUAAAAUUAUAUAAAAAAUAUUGACGAAAAAAACAAAAAGUACAAAAACAAUAUAUACAUAAGCAAUAUGUUAAAUUAAAAAAAAAAAAUUUCAGUCAGUUAGUUGAAAAUAGGUUAUUAUAAAGGAUAGUUUAAUAAAAAAAAAAAAGAAAAAUGAAAAAAUAAUAAAGCAUGGGCAAGACUCUCCUUCGAUAACCUGAUUCAUUUUGAUGAUUAUCGAUAUUUUAAUAUAUACUAUCCCAUAAUCACACCUUCGUUAGUUUAGAUAUAGAUCAAAACGUAUCAGAUUAUAUCAUGAGAAACUUAUAUCCUUAAUUUACAUAUACUCCCAACCCAAAAAAGUUUUAUGAAGAGAGAAAAGAAAACAAAUGAUUAUGAUAUCAUUCUUCAUUUGAUAUUGACAUAUAUACUUUUAUAUUUUUAUUUAUUUAUAUUAUUUUUUUUAAUUAGAAAAUAGUGCAAUAAUUAAAUGACAAUAAUAAAUUUGAUAAAUAAAUGCUACGAAAAAGUUGGUAAUAAUUUAAACGACAGUAUCAAGAUAUUUUAAAAUGUUGAAAUUUUGUUCUCCGAGUCAAAAAAGACGUUGUACAAUUGUGAAUCCAGGCAGUAAAGCAGCUCAACAAGGAGUUCGAGAAGGUGAUCUCAUUACUAGCAUUAAUGGAACAAAAACAAAAGAGCUUACCAAUAAUGAAGCACACAUACUUUUGCAAAACGCUAAAGACGAACUGAAACUUGGCCUUAAUCAGGAUCGUCUUGGUUCACCAAAACAACGUAUAUACAAAAGUAGUUUGCAUGAAAAAACAUCAAUUGAAACAUUCCACAAAAGCACGAAAACAUUAACAACCUCAGCGUUACGAACGACAUCAUCAGAAGCUAAACGAAACGGAAAUGGUAAGUAAAAAAUUUGUAUAAUUAUGAAUUUAAUAUAGUGUUAUACUUGAUAUAGGAUUAACAAUAAUAACACCAGGUUUAAAGAGUCGUGUUUAAUGAAUGAAGAUAAAACGACCACAAGCCUGGUGUCUCAUUUUUUUUUAUUUUUAUUUUAUUUUUUUGUUGUUCUUUUUGUGACCUACAUUCAAGUGUCAUACUUAACGUUAUACUUUUAAAGAUCAACUUGGAUUAUCAUCCUUAAAAAUUACGAGAUUAAGGUUACGGUUUCUGUGUAUACUCCAAGUAAAAUAGCUAUAAACAAAAUGCUUUUUUUUUUUAUUAUUGUUUUUUGUCUACACAGAUAAAUAAAUUCAAGACUUUAUUAAAAAAAUCAUUAUCAUUUUUUAUAAAAAUAUAUAAUUCAAAUAGAUUUUUUUUUUAAAACCUUGAUGGAUUUAUUUAUUUUAAUAAUAAAUUUUAUGGAAUAUAUAAUAGAGAAGAUUUGUUUCUAAUUUAACGAAUAAAAUUGAUUGUCAUCUUGACAGUAAAGAUUAUGAAAUUAUAUUUUACACGUUAAUAUAUCUAUAAGAUGUUCACAAAUCCCUUGAUCAAGCUUCAACACAAUUCACUUCACCAAAAAGCAGCCAAGAGCCAUAGGGUCCAAAGUAUAUGCAAUGAGAAGAAACUUUGCCUUAAGAAGUUUACGUGAAAACCAAUAUAAUCUCUAGCUCGACUUAACCAAAGAAGCUUUUAGUGUUUCGAUACUUGAGUCAAAAUUUUAAGCAAUAAAAUACUUAAGUACCAAUUGGCUUUUAUUAUAUAAAUGUGACCUAUAUUAUUAUCAAGACAACAAACUUUUUUUUUUACACUAUCAUAAAAAUAUAAUAAAGCUGUAUCAUAAUUUUUUUUUUAUUUCUUCUUGGUUUUUUUUUCUUUUACAACAAUGUAUAAAGAAGAAUAUAAAAUUAGAUUGAUAAAAAAAAAAAAUAGAGUAAUAUAUUCUGAUUAUUUAUUAUUUUUUUAGUGUAUGUAUAAUAAUGAUAAAGACCACACCUUAACAUUCAAAACUUCAUAGGCUGUCUUUUGUACAAGAACAGGGUGUGUACUCAAAUCCUUUUCGAGGUCUUCAGGGCGUUACUUAGGGUCAUUUAGUUGUUCACUGUCUUCAGUGUUGUGUCGACGACGAGUGCACUUUUAAACGAGUAUAUAAACACUAAAGUACUAAAGAAAAAUUGUAGAUAAAAAAAAAAAAAAAACAA
Molecule: messenger RNA, 2898 nt
Organism: Aphidius gifuensis
Lineage: Eukaryota; Metazoa; Arthropoda; Insecta; Hymenoptera; Braconidae
Product: PDZ and LIM domain protein 1-like
Exons: 4
Coding region: 1318-1668 (116 amino acids)
Biological process (GO): muscle structure development; actin cytoskeleton organization
Cellular component (GO): adherens junction; stress fiber; filamentous actin
Molecular function (GO): actin binding; muscle alpha-actinin binding
Source: RefSeq, a predicted model, not a curated record